CAACCUUCCUGCAAAGAUGAAGGGACAGACACUGGCGCUGGCGCUGACCCUCGCGCUGCUGGUGCCGGCUUCUCAGGCCCGUCGCCUCGGGGGGGGAGGAGGAGGAGGAUUCGGGAUUGGAGGCGGAGGUGGAGGCGGCCACAACGGCGGCGGUAAUGGAGGCCACCACGACGGAGGAGGCAGUGGAGGCCACCACGGCGGAGGAGGCAGUGGAGGCCACCACGGCGGAGGAGGCAGUGGAGGCCACCACGGCGGAGGAGGACAGUGGAGGCCACAACGGUGGAGCUGGUGGAGGCUUUGGAGGAGGAGCAGGCGGAGGGCAAAACGGAGGUGGAGGAUUCGGAGGCGGCGCGGGAAUUGGAGGCGGAUCCGGAGGAGGAUUCGGAGGCGGCGGGGGAAGUGGAAGCGGAUCCGGAGCCGGAGGAGGAUUUGGAGGCGGCUUUGGGCGCUAAAUUCCCGAUCCAGAAAACCCAUCCACGCAACUUUUUCAACAUUCGGCAAAUGUAAUUGGCAAUAAACAAUGCUCACGAGCAAA
Penaeus chinensis is the source of this 535-nucleotide messenger RNA. RefSeq names its product glycine-rich cell wall structural protein-like. Lineage: Eukaryota; Metazoa; Arthropoda; Malacostraca; Decapoda; Penaeidae. The record is from RefSeq and is a predicted model, not a curated record. The coding region runs from base 156 to 452 and encodes 98 amino acids. The transcript is spliced from 3 exons.